AUGACUCCGGACCACUAUCGGAUCCUCGCAAUGCUCCAAGUCAAUCGAGAAUUCCGGGAUGUGGUCUCGAAACAGUAUGGCGUGUUUAACGGAUUAACAUCUCGCCCACUCUUACUACGUCCUUCGAUAGACUUUCUUGAUUUCCGCGAUCUGAAGCAUUUGAAGGAGUAUACGGACAAGGCUUCGUCAUCAAGUCGCUUCCGAAAUAACGGGGUGAAGGUCAAGCAUGCUUUUCCACAAUACCCUCUGAAAGAUCCGGCAGAAGAAAUAUGGAAAGCGAUUUUGCUUUUCACCGAUCUCGAACGCAUAACUUUCUAUAUCGACGAUUUUGAUCGUUAUCAAGCCAUAGAAGAGGAAGACGGUAAGCUCGAUGCCUCUGAAACAAUCGAAUCCAUAGAAUUCUACAGAAAGCAUAUGCAAUUCAAAAAAGCUUGCAUAAAGAGGUUGCACAUUCGAUUCCGUGAGGAUAGAUCCGAACAGUAUAUGCUCUCAUCCAUCGAUACAGAGCACCAACCACGGCUUGUGCGAAUGCCAACAAUAGAAUACAUAGACAGAACCAGGUUCAUUAAGGCUCAUAUGGCGAGGAGGGACCCAUCGAAAUAUGGCCCCUCCUCAGGUAUGCAAGUUCCGGACUCACGCGUAUGUGAUGAUCAUUCGUUUUGGUAA
This is a messenger RNA of Sclerotinia borealis F-4128, 666 nucleotides long. Lineage: Eukaryota; Fungi; Ascomycota; Leotiomycetes; Helotiales; Sclerotiniaceae. The record is from the annotation of a GenBank genome assembly.